AUGCCGCCAUCAUCGACUCGUUUCCCCGUGGUGAGCAUUGCCAAUGGCACCUUCUACCGCCACCACCCCAAUGCAUCGUCCAUCCACCCCAACCCGCCCCUGUUCAGCAACUUGAACUUCACUCUCCCCUCUGCUGCUGAACCGCCGAGGCAUUGGUCCAUCAUUGGUCCCUCCUUGAGCGGCAAGACGACGUUCCUCCAGCUUCUGAGGGGCCAGCACCUGUGCUUCCCUCCCACGGCUCGGAGCUUUCCAUACCUAUCAUCGGAUAGCGUGCCUCUCAAACUGCGGGUCCCCAGCCGGGCCAUUCGGUAUGUUGGGUUCAGCAACGAGGGCUUGUCCACGGGCCCGACUACAGCUGCAUAUCUGUCCGCCCGCUAUGAGUCCAAACGCGAGACAACAGAUUUCUCUCUCCGUGACUUUCUGCUGGGCAACACGGAGCUGAACGCGCUCAAGCGAGACGAUGAAGUACCGGAUUCUGCCCUCGUGGACCGCGUAGUGAGGGAUUUGAAGCUGGUGCAGUUGCUGGAUCUCCCAGUGGCAUUCCUGAGCAAUGGGCAAGGCAGGAGAGCCAGAAUUGCGAGAGCUUUGCUCAUGGCUCCCGAGGUGCUGCUGCUGGAUGAACCCUUCAUGGGUCUUGACCCCCCUACAGUCGCUGGCCUCAGUCCGUUGCUUCACGGACUUGCAAGCAAAGCCAGCCCCAGACUUGUCCUGAGUGCCAGGCCGCAAGACCCAAUUCCCGAUUGGAUUACCCACCUGGUCUACCUGCGGAGUGACUGUCAAGUUGGGGCGAUUGGCGAGAAGCAGGAAGUUCUAGAUAAGCUCAGAGAGUAUGUCAAGGGUGUGUGGAAUGGCUUGUCAAAGGAGGACGAAAAGCUAGCUGUGCAUAACCUUGUGCACUUGGGCAAGUCUCUCACGGCGAACGGCAUACAGGGAGAGGCAUUGCUGGAAGAAGAAAGCACCUCUGCCGAGGAAACGGAUUUGAAUCAGGAUUCGCGCUCUGCACAAACGAUAGGAGCGCCGCUUGUGGAAAUGGACGGCUGUCAGGUCCAGUACCGAGGCAAGAUCGCCCUGGGAAACUGGACACAAGAAGUCGACGGCGAAGAGAAGACAGGUCUUGUAUGGACUGUGCGAAGAGGUGAACGAUGGGGCAUCUUCGGCCCCAAUGGUUCCGGAAAGACGACGAUUUUGUCACUGAUCUGCUCCGAUCACCCCCAGACCUACUCUCUGCCCAUCAGGCUCUUCGGUAAGAGCAGGCUUCCGGAGCCGGGUUCUAGUACUCUACCCCUGACAAUCUGGGACAUCCAGGCCCGUAUCGGACACUCAAGCCCAGAGAUUCACCAGCUCAUUCCCCGCAACCUAACAGUGCGGAAGGUCCUCGAGAACGCGUGGGCUGAUACCUUUGGCUCCAAGGCGUUGCUUGAUGCUGAAAGUAAGGAGAAAGUAGACGCCGUGCUACGCUGGUUCGCACCCGAGCUCAAUCCGGCGCAUGCGGCAUCGACCGAGUCGGCGCCCGAAAGCGACCUGAAGUGGGCGGACCACUUCAUGUUUGGCGAACUGUCCUUCUCCGCCCAGCGCGUCGCCCUUUUCCUGCGCGCCAUCAUCAAAAACCCGGACAUCGUAGUCCUCGACGAGGCCUGCAGCGGCAUGGACGACGGCGUGCGGAACCGGUGCCUGCUUUUCCUAGAGCACGGCGAGGCCAAGACGUACGUGACCAAGGAGGACGGGUCCGAGGUCGUGGUCGACAGCGAGGCAGCCAAGUCCGGCUCGGUCAAGGUCGCGGGAUUGACGCAGGACCAGGCGUUGAUCUGUAUCAGUCACGUCCGGGAAGAGAUCCCCGACUGUAUUCGUGAGUGGCUAUGUCUCCCUGAGGCAAACUCGGGUGACGCCGCGCGGUUCGGGAGGUCGAGGGGCCCGCUCGGACGCGACGAGAAGGGGUGGAGGGACAUCUGGGGCAUGAGUAUGUAA
This is a messenger RNA of Neoarthrinium moseri, 1965 nucleotides long. RefSeq lists its product as uncharacterized. The record is from RefSeq and is a predicted model, not a curated record. The transcript has a single exon. Gene Ontology annotation, molecular function: ATP binding; ATP hydrolysis activity. Gene Ontology annotation, cellular component: mitochondrion. The coding region runs from base 1 to 1965 and encodes 654 amino acids. NCBI's taxonomy places the organism in Eukaryota, Fungi, Ascomycota, Sordariomycetes, Amphisphaeriales, Apiosporaceae.